This is a messenger RNA of Austrofundulus limnaeus, 1036 nucleotides long. It is a transcript of the gene myf6, whose product is annotated as myogenic factor 6. The record is from RefSeq and is a predicted model, not a curated record. The coding region runs from base 44 to 757 and encodes 237 amino acids. Gene Ontology annotation, molecular function: protein dimerization activity; RNA polymerase II cis-regulatory region sequence-specific DNA binding; DNA-binding transcription factor activity, RNA polymerase II-specific. Lineage: Eukaryota; Metazoa; Chordata; Actinopteri; Cyprinodontiformes; Rivulidae. Gene Ontology annotation, biological process: skeletal muscle cell differentiation; regulation of transcription by RNA polymerase II; muscle organ development. The transcript is spliced from 3 exons.
UGCCAGAGUUCCACUGUCAAAACAGAGAGUAGGACGCAACAAUAUGAUGGACCUUUUUGAGACCAACACUUAUCUUUUUGGUGAUUUACGCUACUUAGAGGAAGGAGAUCAUGGACCACUACAGCAUAUGGACAUGGCGGGGGUGUCUCCUCUUUACAAUGGCACCGACAGCCCGUUGUCCCCAGGCCAGGAGAACGUUCCGUCCGAGACAGGCGGGGAAAGCAGCGGAGAGGAGCAUGUGCUCGCGCCUCCGGGGCUCCAGUCCCACUGCGAGGGCCAGUGCCUCAUGUGGGCCUGUAAGAUCUGUAAGAGGAAGUCGGCGCCCACGGAUAGACGCAAGGCCGCGACGCUCCGGGAGAGGAGGCGGCUCAAGAAAAUCAACGAGGCCUUCGAUGCGCUGAAGAGGAAGACCGUGGCCAAUCCCAACCAGAGGCUACCCAAGGUGGAGAUCUUACGCAGUGCCAUUAGCUACAUUGAGAGACUACAGGAUUUGCUGCAGACUCUGGAUGAACAGGAGAAAAUUCAAAACGGAUCUUCCUUUAACACUAAAGAGCACAAUGUGGCCAAUGAUGAGUAUCAGUGGAAGAGAUCCUCUGAGACCUGGCGAACCUCUGCCGAUCAUUCCAAUGCAGCAAUGAACCAGAGAGAAGGAACCAGUGAGUCCUCUGCGUCCUCCAGCCUCUUGCAUCUGUCCUCCAUUGUGGACAGCAUCACAAAUGACGAGAAAAUCAAGCUCCCAGAUGUCUCAGAAAGCUAAAAUUUAAAUACUUAUGAAUUUCUUUUUUUUUCUUAGAUUUUUUUUCUUUUUUCCUACAUUCAACCAUUUGGGCUUUGUAACAUUUUUUUCUUUUUGAAAAGUUCUUAAUGGAAGGACUAGAAGAGCAACAAAAAUCUGUACAUAUUUUAUAUUAACAUUAUAUUAAAAUGUAUUUAUUUUGUUUUUAAAAGCCAAAAACCUCUUGAGGAAAACUGACAUUUCUUUUGAAUAUUUGUACAUAUAGCCGACCAACAAAUAAAGUACUCUGUUACAAUUUUA